UCACCGUUUCUAGGCUCCCUUUCGCUUCUCUCUCUCUCUCUCUAGCGUUCCGACUUGAGUCGCUCCGGACCACCGUCCUCCUACUCCUCCAGUCGUCGGCCGCCACGUGUUACUCGCAAUGGAUGAUGACAAUUCCAACCCAUUUCGACGCAUGUCGAGCCGAACUCGUAAGGUUGCUCCAAGAAUGGCUGCUGCCCUUGCAAGUAGUGACAACCGCACGCAGGCUGCUCUUGCUCGCCUUGAAGCCUUAGAAAACGACAAUGCAGGAAUGGAAACGGUUGAAAUUAACGAUGAAGAUGACUCUUCUCUUGAUGAUGAAGAUCAAGGAUACAUGCAAAAGAGGCAGUCCAAGGGUACUAAACGUAAAACCCGGCAGGCAAAGGCACUUGAGAAUGCCAGGAAAGCCCCAAGAACAUUUCUUGAGCUUUUACAUGAGGCAAACCUGGAAUCAUUGCCUCCUCAUGUUCCCUCCUAUUUGAAGGCAGCUGUGGGACCUCCAAGCUCUACCUCUCGCCGCCAUUUCUGCACUGUUUGUGGAUACGCUGCCAGCUACACAUGUGUGAAGUGUGGGAUGCGUUUCUGUUCACGCCGUUGCCAGAAUAUACAUAAUGAUACUCGUUGUCUGAAAUUUGUUGCCUAGAUGGUGGUAGACUUUCAGUGGCCAAAAUCUGUAAAUUCGUGACACUGAAUGCUAACUCAUUGUUAUAUGCUGAAGCUAUUAUCUUUAUGCAGUUAGUUUGAUAAUAGAAUACAAAAAAAUUGAAUUAUUGCUGUUAAUUUAUAUUUUUUUUUCAAUUACUGAUUCAUCAAAAAAUUUCUUAAA
Corylus avellana is the source of this 823-nucleotide messenger RNA. RefSeq names its product HIT-type Zinc finger family protein (gene SEF). Lineage: Eukaryota; Viridiplantae; Streptophyta; Magnoliopsida; Fagales; Betulaceae. Gene Ontology annotation, biological process: chromatin remodeling. The record is from RefSeq and is a predicted model, not a curated record.